Molecule: messenger RNA, 1096 nt
Organism: Myotis lucifugus (little brown bat)
Lineage: Eukaryota; Metazoa; Chordata; Mammalia; Chiroptera; Vespertilionidae
Gene: EPHX4
Product: epoxide hydrolase 4
Molecular function (GO): hydrolase activity
Source: RefSeq, a predicted model, not a curated record
CCGCCGCGCGAUGGCGAGGCUGCGGGAUUGCCUGCCCCGCCUGAUGUUCACGAUCCGGUCCCUGCUCUUCUGGUCCCUCGUCUACGGCUACUGCGGGCUCUGCGCCUCCAUCUACCUGCUCAAACUUUUGUGGAGCAUCGGCAGGGGACCCGCGCAGACCUUCCGGCGGGGCGCGCGGGAGCACCCGCCCCGGUGCUUGAACGACCCCUCUGGUACCCACUGCUACGUGCGGAUCAAGGAAUCUGGAUUAAGAUUUCAUUAUGUUGCUGCUGGAGAAAGAGGCAAACCACUUAUGCUGCUACUUCAUGGAUUUCCAGAAUUCUGGUAUUCUUGGCGUUACCAGCUGAGGGAGUUUAAAAGUGAAUACCGAGUUGUAGCGCUGGAUUUGAGAGGCUAUGGAGAAACAGACGCUCCCAUUCAUCGAGAGAAUUAUAAACUGGACUGUCUAAUUACAGAUAUAAAGGAUAUUUUAGACUCCUUAGGUUAUAGCAAAUGUGUUCUUAUUGGCCACGACUGGGGGGGCAUGAUUGCUUGGCUAAUUGCCAUCUGUUAUCCUGAAAUGGUGAUGAAGCUUAUUGUUAUUAACUUCCCUCAUCCAAAUGUAUUUACAGAAUAUAUUUUACGACACCCUGCCCAGCUGUUCAAAUCCAGCUAUUAUUACUUCUUCCAAAUACCAUGGUUCCCAGAAUUUAUGUUCUCAAUAAAUGAUUUCAAGGCUUUGAAACAUCUGUUUACCAGUCAUCACACUGGCAUUAGAGGAAAAGGAUGUCAAUUAACCACGGAAGAGCUUGAAGCUUAUGUUUAUGUUUUUUCCCAGCCUGGAGCAUUAAGUGGCCCAAUUAACCAUUACCGAAAUAUCUUCAGCUGCCUGCCUCUCAAACAUCACAUGGUGACCACUCCAACACUACUACUGUGGGGAGAGAAAGACGCAUUUAUGGAGGUUGAAAUGGCUGAAGUCACAAAGAUUUAUGUUAAAAACUAUUUCAGGCUAACUAUUUUGUCAGAAGCCAGUCAUUGGCUUCAGCAAGAACAACCUGACAUAGUGAACAAAUUGAUAUGGACAUUUCUAAAAGAAGAAGCAAGAAAAAAAGAUUGA